Acytostelium subglobosum LB1 is the source of this 2163-nucleotide messenger RNA. RefSeq lists its product as hypothetical. The annotation marks the transcript as partial. Gene Ontology annotation, cellular component: plasma membrane. Gene Ontology annotation, biological process: actin cortical patch localization. The transcript is spliced from 5 exons. The record is from RefSeq and is a predicted model, not a curated record. NCBI's taxonomy places the organism in Eukaryota, Evosea, Eumycetozoa, Acytosteliales, Acytosteliaceae.
CUUGAACAGUAUCAACAAACGAUCAAUCAUAGGAUGACAGAUUCACCAAACAGGUUGAAGCCACUGUCACCAGUGUUAUCUUCUUCUUCAGGCUCAAGCAAUGCUCCAUCUCCAAUAGUGGCAUUGACACCGAUUAGUGCAUCACAACAGGCACAUAGGAGCAUGCCUACAAAGUCAAUGACACAAUCACCAACCACAACAUCGUCAUCGUCGACUACCAGCACCACAUCGACCAGCAGCACAACAUCUGGCACUCGAUCGCCCAUGAGCCGUGGCUCAAUGAUGAUCAAGAACCCAAUCAAUCCGGCGUCGCCAUCAAUGUCGUCGUCGUCAUCAUCGAUUGGCACGAUGGCCAUGCCCUCGCCAUCAUUCACCAGCAGCAACUCGAAUACAGCAUCCAAGAAGAACAUCGAGUACAUCUUGCUGGCAGAGUUUGACAUUGAUGUUGGUAGCAAGGUCAAGUACCAGUAUCCCAGUCCCACCGGUGAGGAUGAGUCACUACUCGCCGAGUUCAUGUUGCCCGACGGUUCACACAAGCGUGACGACGAUUGGACCGUCUUCUUCCUCAAUCGUCCCGACCCCGAUGGACAUCUAUCCAAGAGCAAAGCCAAGCCCAAGCCACCUCCCGCCGAGAAAACCAUAUGGAUGGUGAAGGAGUUGGCAGAGGAGACUGCAGCAGGUGGUCCACCACCAAAGAAGAAUGAUUCAGCACCAGAGUUACGUAACAGUGUAAACGUGACCAAUAUGAACAACAGUAAUAAUAACAUCAGCAGCGGAAACAACAACAACAAUAGUAGUAGUAAUAGCAUAAGCACGACCAGUAACAACACCGACGAUUCAAAGAACAACAACAAACAGUUCUUGUAUUGCCUCAACUUUAUGAACAACCAGAAGGAUGACUCAGUGCGCAGAGGCGCCAUUGUCAAGUCGCUGGCCAUCUGUACAACACAUCCAUUUAUACAUAUAUAUAAGCCUUUCAUGAUACUUGGCAUCCAGAAAUACUUCUCUUCGCCAUCGCUUGAUGUGAUCGUCGACUUGUACAACUCAUUGAAUGGCUUGGAUAUGUCAACCAUCCCAUACCUAAAUGAUGUCCAGAAGCACAUCCUAAGGUCGUCGCCAGACAAGAACAAGCAGAAUCACUCGGCCAACAUUGCAUAUCUAGGGAAGCAAAUGCCUGUCUAUAUACCCAUCACCUUCUUCCCUGAUGAGGUUGGAGAUUAUAAAGUUAUUACAUUGGUCCAGAAGUUUGGCAAUGAUAUCAUGAAGAUAUUCAAUGGUAUACUGUCUCAGAAGAGGAUACUGUUCUUGGGAUAUGGAUGCAGCGCUGGAGAGGUGUGCAACUAUGUGUUGGCAGCCUGCAGCAUGGUCUGUCCGCCACUCAAGGGUAUCCGCGAGCGUACAUUCCCCUACACCAACCUUGUCUAUCUGGACUUCCUCUCGGUACCCGGCUAUAUUACCGGUGUGACCAAUCCAAUGUUUGAGGAGCAUCCCGAAUGGUGGGACAUACUGUGCAACAUUGGCACGGGCAAGGUGGUCAUGAACGCGUCGUUGGUCAGCGAGGUGCCCGACAAGUUUGCUCAGUACGACAAUGACUUUAUGGCCGAGGUCAACUACAACAUCUCCACUCACUAUGGCGAGGACAAGAUCAAGAGCUUGUUCCAGGAGUACACACAACACAUCGUGGACAUGGCGCUGGACGAGGAGGAGUUCCUCGACGACCAGACACGCGCCCUCGCCCUCGAGGCCAACCAGGCCAGGAUUGACUCGUGGACACGCACCAAGACCUACACGACCUACCUGCAGGACCGCGAGAACUCCAAGAAGAACAGCGCCAUCCGCGAUCACACCAUCCAGCAGUCGAUCAAGAAGCUGCGCAAGAAGAAGCACGUCACCGAGAAGGAGGUGCUCAAGAUCUACGACUCAUUCCUCAACUCGAUCAAGACGGAGCAGCAGGUGACCGAGUUCCUCAGCUACCUGCCCAAGUCACACGGUGGCCUGUUCCCAGUGGCCGUCGGUCUCUUCCACCAGUCCAAAGAGGUGCGCAAUGCCACCACCGAGCUACUGAAGCGUCUCGACAAGAUACAGACUGGCAGUGGAUUCAUCGCCGGUCUCAAUCCAUUCCUCAAGCAAUGCUACGAGAGAAAUCUGAAAUACCUUAACUCA